This is a messenger RNA of Leptomonas pyrrhocoris, 966 nucleotides long. RefSeq lists its product as hypothetical. The coding region runs from base 61 to 966 and encodes 301 amino acids. The transcript has a single exon. NCBI's taxonomy places the organism in Eukaryota, Euglenozoa, Kinetoplastea, Trypanosomatida, Trypanosomatidae. The record is from RefSeq and is a predicted model, not a curated record.
AGUUGUAGUAGUACUGCUGGUGUUAUUUGUUAGAGCCCCUUCGCUUUCUUCUCCUCCGCGAUGUUCAGUCAGCCCGUGUACCUCAGCGCCGGUGACGAGUACGACAAGCGCGAGCCGCACGCCGCCAAGCCUACCGGCCGCCCACCCUUCGUCGUCGCGGCGAAGCGCAACCCGCACAUCAGCGACGCCACCUUUGGCCCCGUCGUCUCCCUUUCCACCGGCGACCCGUACCACUCCGUCGGCUUCGGCGGCCCUUUCCGCCAGCCCGUCGACGACGGCUCCAAGAAGGAGACGGUGCUCCCGCCCUUCCGGCCCCCCGGGGCCAGCAAGAAGAGCAGCGGGAAGGGCGACUACUACGGCACCUUCGCGGAGAAGGAGCCAAUCCGGCACGAGACGGAGUUCCCCCCGAUCAAGUCGGCCGCUGACCUAAAGGCCGAGACGGCCGCGGCGAUGAAGAACUUUAUUGUCAACCCGGCGAAGAAGGGCACCUACGGCUACCCCGGCCUGACGAUUGGGCAGGCAGGCGAGGUGCAGUACGUGGCGGACCCGUACGAAGGGACCGCCCGCAGGGAGGCGCUGCAGAGCAAGUUGGAGGCGACGAAGCGUGUCGGGCCGCCCUUCCGCAGCGCCGUCCGCAAAGGCGGCUGCUUGGACGAAUCGGCCUACGGGGUGAGCCGCGUCUACGCUCUGACGAAGCCGCUGCCGCCAAAGCGAAGUCCGUCGGCAUCGGAGAAGCAGAGGACCCUCGCGGUGGGCCGCAAGCCGUGGGUGCCUGGCGGUGCCCUGGUGCCCGAGUUGUCGAAGCAGCCCGAGUACCAGGAGGACCCAUACGACGUAAAGGAGCAGAAGGUGCGGGAGAUGCGGCAGCGGGAGAGCAGCUACAAGCCGUGGGUGCCGGCCGGCAACGACCCUUACCGCUUCAUCUACACGACGCCGAUCCCCUACGACCCACCGAUGGUGGCGUAA